Molecule: messenger RNA, 1113 nt
Organism: Centruroides sculpturatus (bark scorpion)
Lineage: Eukaryota; Metazoa; Arthropoda; Arachnida; Scorpiones; Buthidae
Product: P-selectin-like
Exons: 7
Coding region: 1-1113 (370 amino acids)
Source: RefSeq, a predicted model, not a curated record
AUGUCCAUUAAUGUAUCAACCGACAUUUGGUCGGAUAGAUUCCUGCGACAACUCAGUUGGAAGCGUUGCCGUAUAAGAUGCCAACCCGGUUACGAAUUACUCGGAAAUUCAAUCUUAAAGUGUAAUCAAGAUGAAGUUUGGUCGGAAAAUCCACCGUCUUGCAUAGGUGCACAAACUCUUACCCUUCCUCCUCAUGCCGAAUUACCUCAAAAUUGUCCGAAUUAUUUGGUUUCUCAGUGCCGAUUGAGAUGUAAAAGAGGUUACGCUCUGGUUGGAAACGGAGCCGUCACUUGCAAUGUCGACGGGGAAGAUGCAAUUUGGAUAGUAAAUCCGGGACAAUGCAGAAGAGUUCGUUGCCGCAAACUACGCAGUCCUAACAACGGUUAUUUCGUCAAUAAAUGUAAAAGAAAUGUGGGUGAGCAAUGUGUAAUUGGAUGUCGACCUCCGUAUAUCGUCGGCGCCAACGUUCGUAGAUGCCUUCCUAAUGGAAGAUGGACUGGCGCAUGUAAUGCAUGCAUCAUGGGAGAGCAAUGUCCAUCAAUUACUGGCUUGAAUGGACGACAGUUAUCCGGAGUUUGUCAACCUGGUAUUAUUGGAGAAAGUUGCCAGUUUUCUUGUAACGCGGGAUAUCAAUUAAUUGGACUAAGCAAUAUUUUAUGUUUGAGAAACGGAUCUUGGUCGGGGCCACCACCGACGUGUCAAAUUAUUGCUUGUCCUUCGCUUCCUGUUCCUCAAAAUGGUAAAUACAAUGGAAUAUGUUUUCCCGGUCAACCCAAUCAAUGGUGUAACUUCAAAUGUAACGAAAAUUAUACUUUAUCUGGCAGUAGCAAUUUAUUAUGUCAAGCCAACGGAACUUGGUCAAAUGCGCCACUCACCUAUCAAGUUAGUAACUGUCCAGCAAUUACAAAUACCGAAGAAGGUAUCAUCAGCGGAACGUGUAGUCCUGGAAUAGUUGGUCAGUCGUGUUACUUCAGCUGUAAAUCCGGUUACAAUCUGAUAGGUCCUAAUAGUAUUGUUUGUCGAGCCGGUGGAAUUUGGUCAAUGGAUUCUCCUUAUUGCAAAAAGGUGAAUUGUCCGCCAUUGAAUGCGCCUGCAAAUGGAAUUCAAAGCUGA